This is a messenger RNA of Aureobasidium melanogenum CBS 110374, 270 nucleotides long. RefSeq lists its product as uncharacterized. The transcript is spliced from 2 exons. The record is from RefSeq and is a predicted model, not a curated record. The coding region runs from base 1 to 270 and encodes 89 amino acids. Lineage: Eukaryota; Fungi; Ascomycota; Dothideomycetes; Dothideales; Saccotheciaceae.
AUGACUACCCACGGCACAUUCCAGAGCCUGCGCGCUCAGAUCCUCGACAACUUCUCCAUCACCAUGCCCGAGCACCUCAAGACCAAGGUCGUGCUCGCCCACCACAACAACACCUGGUGGUGCAUUGUCUACGGCAACGACAGCAAGCCUAUCUGGAAGACUGGCAAGGGCUGCGAGACCCCUGAGUUGGCUUUGCGCAAGAUGUUGGUCUCAUCGAGUGAUAUGGUGUUUGACAAGUUUCAGAAGGAUGGAUUUGGACUUGAUCCUUGA